AUGGAGAGCAAGCGGGUGCUGGUGGUGGGCGGGAGCAGCUACCUCGGCCAACACCUCCUUGUCGCACUCGCCGCAGGGGCCGCGCCACGGGCGCUGCUCAACGCGCUCCCCAGCGUCCGCGCCUUCUGCGCCGACCUCCGCUCAGGAGACGGCCUCGAGGCUGUCUCCGCGUCCUUCGGACAGGUACGCUCAGCUCCCCUCCCCAUUCCGCGAGUGCCCCAUUUCGUCCUGGCCGUGUAG
Triticum turgidum subsp. durum (durum wheat) is the source of this 240-nucleotide messenger RNA. The record is from the annotation of a GenBank genome assembly. Lineage: Eukaryota; Viridiplantae; Streptophyta; Magnoliopsida; Poales; Poaceae.